This is a messenger RNA of Sphaeramia orbicularis (orbiculate cardinalfish), 5222 nucleotides long. It is a transcript of the gene dyrk1b, whose product is annotated as dual-specificity tyrosine-(Y)-phosphorylation regulated kinase 1B. The transcript has 13 exons. Gene Ontology annotation, biological process: peptidyl-serine phosphorylation; protein autophosphorylation; peptidyl-threonine phosphorylation. Gene Ontology annotation, molecular function: protein serine/threonine kinase activity; protein serine/threonine/tyrosine kinase activity; ATP binding. Lineage: Eukaryota; Metazoa; Chordata; Actinopteri; Kurtiformes; Apogonidae. The record is from RefSeq and is a predicted model, not a curated record. Bases 1942 to 4167 code for a protein of 741 amino acids.
UCCGUAUAACGGAGAAGCACGGAAAGGGAAACGGGCGAGAAACAUGAGUCGAACUCGCCCCUGUGAAGGUUUCCACCCCGGAGGAAUAAAAAAAUCUUCAUAAAAAGUCUGAGAAGUACAAGUUAAGGAGGACUUGAAGCGAAAGAAGAGGGAGCGGAAGCGCAGGGAGAGGCGCGUGCAGAAGUGAUCCCAGGCGUCUGACAGCGAGCUCAGGAACGUCACUGGAUUUGACUUUUUCUUUUGUUUUGUUUACUUCGAAACGAGCCGUGUAUAUUGGUUUGUUUCAUUUGGCGUGUGGUUUGUGACUUUACUUUAGUGUGAUUACCUCAGAAGCGGACCUCUUCCUGUUUCGAAUUUGGUAAACAGAGGGCAGUAGGUAGCGGAGUUUGGAAGUAUAAUGCAGGCCGACUGUGGCUUGUCCUGCGCAUUUCUUCAGCGCGGGGGAAACAUUUGACAUCUGUCUCCCAGAUACUGGAUCUAAAUUUUCUCUCGUCUAGUUUUACCAGAGGAAAGAGGUGUUAAGUUGACGUACAGUGUCCCAGCUUGUAACGGUACGCCGCUUGACGUCUCUAAACUGUCCAGUUCAAGUGUGGAUAUUCAGUGAAAGGAACUUUUCCUGGAACUAUACCUGUCUGAGGAGCCAACAUCGGACCUGCUUUGUUUACGAGUGUGACGCCCCUGUUAGUGUUUGGAAGUUACAUUAUUUGUGUCUUUGUGAAAGGGCUUCUUUUCAUCCCCGACACCUACUGCUGUAGGUGGGUGAAGAGGAGUUGGAAUACACACGUGGACUCCGUGGAGCAGUGACUGUCCAGGCUCAGUGACAAUUGCCAUUGGAGGGCUGUGUAUGUCACUGGAUUAAUCUGAGAGAUAAGAUCAUUCUGCAUUGCCCCUACUCUGCCCAGUACCGAGUCCACCCCCCUCAAGAAAGCGCCAGUAAUUGAAACUAUUUUUAGGAUAAGGGAUGGGGUAAAGGCAGGCAGCUGGAAACCCAACUCCCCUCCACUUCCUCCUCUCUUCCACCCCCCUCCAUCACACUACCUCGCUCGGCCCACCAGGCAGCAUGCUGGGCGAGCCUGGUUUUCAAAGACUUGACUCACAGCUGAGUUUUAGAAGUAGUCUGGAGGAAUAACAAAAGUUGGGUGAACUUUCCCCUACCGAAUAUUCAGAUUUUGAGAUUUGUUGGAGUCACAAAGACCUUCAAGUCUUAGCAAUCUGGGAAUAGCUACAACCUGCUAAUGGAUUACUACAAAGAUGUCUGAAGAACUCCUAGUUAUGUACUUUUGGUUAAAUCUUGACUGAACUAAGUAAACUGUCAAACUCUUUAUCAGAGUAGCUACUUGUUAACAUACUGGAAUUGAAGUAAGGCCUACUUUUGACUACCUAAAAUAUCAGACACCAGCAAGCUGGAGCAGUACACACCUCCAACAAACAGAAAGAAUGCAUGAAACUGCAGAAACUAAAUUAACAAAAAGCUAAACUGACUAACCAAAUAUUCUUUUGCCCCCCACUCCCUUAUACCCACAGAGAAACAGAAUAUAUAUGUAGAAUGAGAGAUCUAUAGUGUGACAGAAAGAGUUUACAUCCUUUAUAUUUUUACUUCGAAGAGUCAAGCUGCCUGUACACCAGUUGUUUGCCUUAGAAACCACAGUAACGACAAAACACAAGCCAGAGAAGACGGUGCCUUUUGAUUGGUUGGUUGGUUUCCCACCAUUUCAAGAAAAAUUUUAACUGAUUUAGUUGGAUGUAAAAUUGUUUGUUUGAAAAGAACUCUGGGAUUGAAAAAAAAGAAAAAAAUACACGCCUAAUGACAAGUUACCUGACCCUUACCCUCUGAAAAAGCUCCACCCCACUUGUCACAAGAGCUUUUUCACCUUUUUUUUCCCCCUUGACUGACAAGUUAUUUAUUUCCCUGCUGGAUUUGACCCAUUGCCAAGUAUUUCCAUGGUGAUCACGUCAUCAUCCGUGGAGGACAAGACUGUGCCCUCAUGCAGGAUGGUCCAAACAGACCCUUGGAUCACCUCUGCCCUGCUUCGCAAGAACAAGAGUGUAAGCAGCUCAGGAUGUCCGCCCACCUCCUCCUCCUCCUCCUCCUCCUCCUCCUCCUCCUCCACUGCCCAGGGCUUCUCCCUCGCUGAGCCAGCCAUGACCAGCCAGCACACACAUACACACCCCUCCUUCAGCUCCAUCCACUCCAUGGCCGAGCAGCAGCAGGUGCUGUCUGAUAUGACCAUACUCCAGCGGAGGAUCCCCCCUAGUUUCAGAGACCCUGCCAGCGCCCCACUGAGGAAACUCUCUGUUGACCUCAUCAAGACUUACAAGCACAUCAAUGAGGUGUACUAUACUAAGAAGAAGCGGCGGGCCCAGCAGGUCCCUCCAGAGGACAGCAGCACCAAGAAGGAGAGAAAAGUCUACAAUGAUGGCUAUGACGACGACAAUUACGACUACAUUGUCAAAAAUGGAGAAAAGUGGCUGGACCGCUAUGAGAUAGACUCACUAAUCGGGAAGGGCUCCUUCGGACAGGUGGUGAAGGCCUACGACCACCAUGAGCAGGAAUGGGUCGCCAUUAAGAUCAUCAAGAACAAAAAGGCGUUUCUAAACCAGGCACAGAUUGAACUACGCCUGUUGGAGCUCAUGAACAAGCAUGACACUGAGAUGAAAUAUUACAUAGUCCACCUGAAGCGUCACUUUAUGUUUAGGAACCAUCUGUGUUUGGUGUUUGAGUUGUUGAGCUACAACCUGUAUGAUCUGCUGAGGAACACCAACUUCAGAGGAGUAUCCCUUAACCUCACCAGGAAAUUUGCACAGCAGCUCUGUACAGCAUUAUUAUUCUUAGCCACGCCAGAGCUGUCAAUCAUUCACUGCGACCUGAAACCAGAGAACAUCUUGCUGUGUAACCCCAAGAGAUCUGCCAUCAAGAUAGUCGACUUUGGCUCAUCCUGCCAGCUGGGACAGAGGAUCUACCAGUACAUCCAGAGCAGGUUUUACCGCUCUCCGGAGGUUUUGUUGGGAAUGCCAUAUGACCUGGCCAUCGACAUGUGGUCUCUAGGCUGCAUCCUAGUGGAAAUGCACACAGGAGAGCCUCUGUUCAGCGGCUCCAAUGAGGUUGACCAGAUGAAUAAGAUUGUGGAGGUUUUGGGGGUCCCUCCCAGCCACAUGCUGGAUGCAGCUCCUAAAGCAAGGAAGUAUUUUGACAAGCUGUCAGACGGUCUGUGGACAGUGAAGAAGAACAAGGACAUUAAAAAGGAGUAUAAACCCCCAGCCACACGGCGUCUUCAUGAGAUUUUGGGUGUAGAGACUGGGGGACCAGGGGGCCGGAGGGCGGGAGAGCCAGGACACGCCCCCUGCGACUACCUGAAGUUUAAAGACCUGAUCUUACGUAUGCUGGACUAUGACCCGAAAAGCCGAAUCACGCCAUUCUACGCCCUGCAGCACAAUUUCUUCAAGAAGACGACAGAUGAAGGAACCAACACGAGUUCAUCUACAUCCACCUCUCCUGCCAUGGACCACUCCCAUUCAACCUCCACUACUAGCUCUGUUUCUAGCUCUGGUGGCUCCAGUGGUUCUUCCAAUGACAACCGCAACUACCGCUACAGUAACCGCUACUACAACUCUGCUGUUACACAUUCUGACUAUGAGAUGACCAGCCCUCAGGCUCCCUCCCAGCAACAGAUGAGGAUGUGGCCAGGCAGUGAUGGUGGAGGUGGGGGUCAGGACCCAGCAUACACCCAGUUGCUGCUCCACAAGCCUGCCGCCUCCCAACAGCACCAGCGGCACUUCCUGGACCCGCCUCACCACCCCCACCCGACUUACUCCCACCACGGGAACGGCGGGCGCGGCCUGCGGCAGAGCGGACAGACGGGCAUCGGCGGAGGGGGGGGCCAGCAGGGAUCCUCGCCCCAAAUGAGUGACAGCAUGGAUGUGGGUGUGUCCCUAGGGCUGCAUCACCUGGGGGCGGUGUCUUCCAUGGACGCCUCUCAGUUUGGCUCCGCCUCCCUGCCCCUCGCUCUGCCAAUCGGACUGUCUGCCUUCCGGACUCGGACGGCCCCCACCGCCCCAGGGCCGCAAGCCCCACCCCCUGAGGACUACUACCCCGCCUCCAACAACAAUAACCCAGCUGCAGGGGGCAGAGGGAGGCCAGACUCAGAUGAGGGGCCAGCCAACUCUUGAUAAAACCUGAACCAUGCCCUAAAGCCAUACAAUUUUAACUACAACUACUACAACUACACACAUACAGCCAGAGUUCAGAGACAAAGAGGUGAACUUUGUGCUGAAGGAGUUUGUUCUGCAUGAGAGGAGGAGGAGGAAGGAGGAGGAUGCUGGGAAAACUCUCCUUUUAUUCUGUUAUUUUUUUUUUUUUUUGUCUUUUGUUGCGACUGUAAUUGGAAAGGAAUGAUUGUGACCAGUUUGUUUUUAUUAAUAUUAUUAUUGUUGUUUAAUAUUAUUUGAUUUUUUUUUCCUGUGGUUUGAGGAGUUGUGUGUUCUCCUUGAUUGUUGUUAAUGCCUGGAGAGGAGGAGGAGGAUGAAGAGGAAAGAGAGAAGAGCCAAUCUUUACCAUUUAGUUCAUUGGAGGCUGAAAGUUGAAGGAGAUAUAUAUAUAUAUAUGUAUGUGUAUAUAUAUAUAUGUGUGUAUAUAUAUAUAUAUAUAUAUAUAUAUAUACACACACACACACACAUACAUAUGUACAUACACAUAUAUACAUGGAUAUAUAUUUAUGUAUAUGUAUAUAAUGUGUGUGUGUGUGUGCGCGUGUGUGUCUCAUGGAUUCUCUUUCCUGUCUCUGUUAAACUUGUUUCGUUCGGGUUCAGUUUAUGUCCGUCUGUCGCCUGGUUUGUUGUUUUCGGAGUCAGGAGAGAAGGAGGGAGGCGGAGGGAAGAGAAGGUGACAGGACACUGAUGCCUUCUUCCUGGCGCUUCAGAGGGAUCUCAUUCUUCUGCUCCUCCUCCCCUUCUCCCUUUAUUCUCUUCUUCCUCUCCUCCUUCUCCUGUUGUGUUUCUCCUCCAGACAGCUCCUCCUCUCCGUGCUGCUAAUCACCACGACAACUGGUCCGGAUUGCUGCUAAAGAUCCAACACAGAUCAAUAAAGAAAUAAAAAGAAAUAGAAACAGAAAUAAAGAAAAAAAAACUUUUUAACCCUUCUGCUUAAGAGAAAAAGGAUAAAGUAAGAACCACUGCAUCUCAAUGUAUUUAUUACUAUUUAACAAGAAAAAACAAACUGAAAGUAA